This is a messenger RNA of Bombus terrestris (buff-tailed bumblebee), 2797 nucleotides long. Its product is annotated as mucin-1. Lineage: Eukaryota; Metazoa; Arthropoda; Insecta; Hymenoptera; Apidae. The transcript is spliced from 21 exons. The record is from RefSeq and is a predicted model, not a curated record. Gene Ontology annotation, cellular component: cytoskeleton. The coding region runs from base 233 to 2386 and encodes 717 amino acids.
UAGCGCUACGUUUAAUUUAAUCUUCAGUCGCUCCGGAACUCACGUCGGGUGCAGGUAUCGCAAUAACGAAUCUAGUGCUUGUGUGUUUCUGUAAUAAAUAUCUCUAACGCAUUCGUGAUUUGACCAGUCAGCUUGUUAUUGUUCACGGCUUUCUUUGAGAACCCAAUACAGUAUUUCAUCAAGCUAUACAUUUCGCGAAAUCAAGAGAAAAAUAAAAAGUAUAUCAUCGAAAAUGGGUGGCAUGACACAAAGACCGUGGACACCAACAAAGAGGCGAGGUCCUAUCGCUGCAGAGUAUAGUAGCCCGGGUCCUGCUUGUGUAACAUUACCACCAUUAAUCGGAAAAACUGUUCCCGACUCGAAACGAGGCAGAGCGCCCGCUUUCUCGUUUGGCAGCAGACACGCGACGAAGAAUGACAGUCCUGGACCGGGUCCUGGUCAAUACAACGUUUCCGGGCUUAGUUCCAAAGGUAAAGAUGCUGCACAAGCAUCAUCAUUGCAUGGUCGCACAAAAUCCACGAAACAGGAAGUGACACCAGCUCCUGGCGAUUAUAAUCCGGAAAAAGCCGGAAAGAUUAUAAUGGAUAGCUCACCGAAAUAUUCAUUCGGGAUCAAAACGCAAACCGAGAAGAUUAGUUGUACACCUGCACCAAAUGAUUACUGCACCGAAAAGGUGAAUCUCGACAAAACCCCCGAAUAUAGUUUUGGGUUGAAACCUGUACUGGACAAAUCAAGCGAUAUACCUGCACCUGGUACUUACUGUCCGGAAAAGGUAAGAUUGAACAAUACACCGCAAUUCAGUUUUGGACUCAGGCCUUCCCUCGAAAAACCGAGCGACACCCCAGCACCUGGCACGUAUAGCCCUGAAAAAGCCAAUUUGGAUAAGGGUCCUCAAUACAGCCUUACUGGGAAAGGACGAGUAGAAAAACCUGACAACACCCCUGCGCCAGGUACAUAUUGUCCAGAAAAAGUAAAAUUGGAUACAACACCUCAAUUUACUUUUGGUCUGAGGACACCUCUCGAAAAAAUAAGCGACACUCCAGCCCCUGGUACUUACAAUCCUGAAAAAGUCAAUUUGGAUAAGAGUCCCCAGUAUAGUUUAAGCGGAAGACAUUUUUAUGAUAAAGUAGAUAAUAAUCCAGCACCAGGAACUUAUGCACCUGAAAAAGUAAAUCUUGAUAAGGCACCACAGUAUAGUUUUGGAAUAAGAACACCUCUUGAUAAACCAAACACUAAUCCAGCACCUGGAGAUUAUUGUCCAGAAAAGGUGAACUUGAAUAAAGGUCCAGAAUAUAGCUUAAGUGGUAAAGGAUCUUCUGAGAAACCAAUUGAUAACCCUGCACCAGGUACGUAUAGUCCUGAAAAAGUAAAUUUAAGCAAAGGUCCACAAUAUAGUUUGUAUGGAAAAGGAAUUUCAGAAAAACCAAACGAUAAUCCAGCACCAGGCACUUAUAGUCCUGAGAAAGUAAAUUUGGACAAAGGUCCUCAAUUCAGUUUAUCUGGUAAAGGUUUACCAGAGAAGCCUAAUGAUAAUCCAGCACCUGGAACAUACAGCCCUGAGAAGGUAAAUUUAGAUAAAGGGCCCCAAUAUAGCUUAUCAGGAAAAGGUACACUGGAAAAAUCCAAUGACAACCCAGGCCCUGCUGAUUACUAUCCAGAGAAAGUACUAAAUUUGGAACAUAAACCUUAUUUCAGUUUUGGUAAUAGAAAGCCCUUGGAAAAGCCUAGGGAUACACCAGCUCCUGGUACUUAUUCUCCAGAAAAAGUCAAUUUAGAUAAAUCGCCACGUUAUUCGUUUGGUUUAAAAACAUCUUACGAAAAAACUAGUGAUAUACCUGCUCCAGGAAGUUAUCAUCCUGAAAAGGUAAAUUUGAACAAAUCACCUCAUUAUAGUUUUGGAGUUAAGCCUGAAGUACACGAAACGGAUUCGAUACCAGGUCCAGGUGAAUACAGUCCAGAAAAAGCUAUGCUUUUAUUGGAAAAAGCAUUGCGAUUUACUUUUGGUCUUAGAACAAGUAUAAAUAGACCAGAUGAUAUUCCAGCUCCGAACGUUUAUAAUAUUCCUUCUGCUCUCGGCGGAACAAAGGAAGGAAACAAAAAAACAGCACCGGCUUACUCUAUCUCUGGUAGACAGAAAGUUUCUACAGAUGAUCGUGUUUUAGUUCCUGGACCUGGAACAUACGAAGCUGUUAAACCAGAUGCAGUCAGAGUGAAAAGUCCUGCUUAUAGCAUAAGUGCCCGCUAUCAGCUGCCCGAUGAUCAUUCCCAGAUUCCAGGACCUGGAGCUCAUUGUCCAGAAAAAGUAAUUCUUGACAUUCCUCCAGCACAUUCAUUUGGUAUUAGACACUCACCAUAUAUAUGCAACCUGAAGGACGUCGUUUAUUAACAUAAGAACCUUAUGCGAUUUGGCUUUCAUCGUCGUUCUACCUUGAAAGAACAGACCACAUACAAUUGAUGCAACAAUAACAAUAUUUUAUUGUAAAACAAUAACUUCUCAUGCGAACAACUGAUUUCUGAAUGCUUUGCUAAAAUGACUACAAAACAUUGUUUAAUUUGUAAUUAAAACAUUGGUGUUACUAACUGUUCAAAUAUAAGAAAAAUAUUUCUAAAUAAAAAAAAAACACAUUUAACAAUUUUAUGCAUAUUACAAAUUGUGAUAAUGACGAUAUUAAUUAGAUGACAUCUUUUACAUAGUACUGAUAUCAAAUGAAAUAGUAACCUAACCUUUCUAUUUUUUCAUGUAUACUAUAUUUAUUUCAAAAAUUUGACGAAAUAAAUAUUCUGCACAUUAAACCUA